This is a messenger RNA of Oryza sativa Japonica Group (Japanese rice), 3476 nucleotides long. Its product is annotated as probable LRR receptor-like serine/threonine-protein kinase At1g56130. Gene Ontology annotation, molecular function: protein kinase activity; protein binding; ATP binding. Gene Ontology annotation, cellular component: plasma membrane. NCBI's taxonomy places the organism in Eukaryota, Viridiplantae, Streptophyta, Magnoliopsida, Poales, Poaceae. The record is from RefSeq and is a predicted model, not a curated record. Gene Ontology annotation, biological process: protein phosphorylation.
UCCAUAUAUUCGUGUAUAAAAGUUUGUUUGAUAUUGUGCUCGCAUAGUACGAUGAAUCAACAACAUCGAUCGAUGUGCUAUUUAACCAGCUAAGCUAGAUAGAUAGCCUCCGUGUUUGUUUCCGGUGAGAGAAAUCAAGAGAUGGGUGGCCACGUCAUCGUGUGGAUAUUGCUCUCGGUGUGCUCAUGGCGGAUUUCAGCUGCUCAGGCUCAGCAACCACCAAGAACCGAUCCUGUAGAAGUGGCGGCGCUGGAGGCGAUCCUGGGGAGAUGGAACAAGACCAAUUCGCCGGUGUGGAGCAUGAGCGGCGAGCCAUGCCGCGGCGUCCCCGUCGACGGCGUCACCGGCCUCGACGGCAACCCCAAGAACAACCCCGGCAUCAAGUGCGACUGCUCCUACAUCAACGGCACCGUCUGCCAUAUCACCCAGCUGAAGGUAUACGCCUUGAACGUUGUCGGUCAGAUACCUGCAGAAUUACAGAACCUCACCUACCUAAAUUACCUGGACCUGGAUCAAAAUUACUUGUCAGGCCCCAUACCAUCAUUCAUAGGGCAAUUGACUGCCUUGACAGAAUUGCAUGUGGGAUUCAAUGCACUCUCAGGACCAAUUCCGAAGGAACUUGGGAAUCUCACGAACCUCAACUUGCUAGGCAUCAGUUUGACCAAUUUUACUGGUCAACUUCCUGAAGAAUUGGGCAACCUGACCAAACUUCAACGAUUGUACACUGAUAGUGCUGGCUUGAGUGGUCCAUUCCCUUCAACGUUCUCAAAGCUUAAGAACCUGAAGCUCCUGCGGGCAUCAGAUAACGAUUUUACAGGAAAAAUACCUGAUUAUAUUGGGAGCUUGACUAAUUUGGAAGAUCUGGCUUUCCAAGGAAAUUCUUUUGAAGGACCGAUUCCGGAAAGUUUGUCUAAUCUAACCAAAUUGACAACCUUACGGAUUGGAGAUAUUGUAAGUGGGAGCUCUUCAUUUGCCUUUGUCAGUAGUCUGACGUCUUUGAAUAUCCUUGUAUUGAGGAACUGCAGGAUAUCUGGAGACCUUGGAGCAGUAGACUUUUCAAAGUUCACAAAAUUAGCCUUCCUGGACUUGAGUUUUAACAAUAUCUCGGGCAAAGUUCCUCAAUCAAUUCUGAAUCUACAAAUGCUUACAGACCUGUUUCUUGGGAACAAUAGCCUAACCGGAGGACUGCCAGAUGGGAUAAGCCCUUCACUAAAAAACUUAGAUUUUUCAUACAACCAGCUCACUGGAAGCUUUCCCUCCUGGGCUACCCAGAACAACUUGCAAUUGAAUUUGGUGGCAAACAACUUUGAUCUUGGCAGCACCAACAACGGUAUUCUACCUCCAGGGCUAAACUGCCUCCAGAAAGACACUCCAUGUUUACGAGGUUCUCCAGAAUAUUAUUCCUUUGCGGUAGACUGUGGUAGUAACAGAUCUAUCAGAGGCUCAGAUAAUACUAUGUAUGAAUUGGAUUUCACAGACCUUGGCAGCUCAUCAUAUUACGUUACCAGUGAAACAAGAUGGGGUGUUAGCAAUGUAGGAAAAUAUUUCCAGUCUCCAAAUGACAGUAAGAUCAUAUAUAGCAAUGAGAAGAUUCAGAAUGCAGUGGUUUCAGAACUACUCCAAACUGCAAGGAUGUCACCAUCGUCUCUGAGAUACUUUGGCCUUGGACUUGAGAAUGGAAAUUACACUGUUCUGCUUCAAUUUGCAGAGUUAGGUUAUCCAGACUCACCAACUUGGAAAAGCUUAGGAAGGAGAGUUUUUGACAUAUAUAUCCAGGGUGACCUAAAAGAAAAGGACUUCGAUAUAAGGAAGAUGGCUGGUGGAAAAUCUUUCACUGCUGUUUACAAGAGUUACACGGCAACUGUGUCGAAAAACUUCCUCGAAAUCCAUCUGUUCUGGGCUGGAAAGGGCACUUGUUGCAUUCCUAUUCAAGGUUACUACGGGCCAUUGAUCUCAGCAUUAAGCAUCACUCCAAAUUUUACUCCUACUGUGCGAAACGGUGUACCCAAAAGGAAAAGUAAAGUAGGUGCAAUUGCUGGAAUAUCGAUUGGUGCCUCAGUUGUAGGAUUAGCAGCCCUAUUUGGAAUAUUUAUGUUCAUAAAGAAGAGAAGAAGACUUGCACAACAGCAAGGAGAACUGUACAACCUAGUUGGACGGCCUGAUGUCUUCAGUAAUGCUGAACUCAAGUUAGCUACAAAUAAUUACAGUUCCCAAAACAUUCUUGGGGAAGGUGGAUAUGGACCAGUCUAUAAGUUCUUCCUUUGGCAGGGUAUGCUACCUGAUGGAAGAGUUAUAGCUGUAAAACAACUUUCUCAAUCAUCCCAUCAGGGGAAAAACCAGUUUGUGACAGAGGUUGCAACAAUUUCUUCUGUGCAACACCGGAAUCUUGUCAAAUUGCAUGGUUGUUGCAUUGACAGUAAUACACCUUUGUUAGUUUAUGAGUACCUUGAAAAUGGAAGCCUAGAUCAAGCACUCUUCAGGAAGAAUAGCUUAAAACUGGACUGGGCAACUCGCUUCGAGAUCAUUUUAGGAAUCGCAAGAGGACUAACUUAUCUUCAUGAGGAGUCAAGUGUGCGCAUUGUGCAUAGGGACAUCAAGGCCAGCAAUGUCCUACUUGACACCGACCUCACCCCAAAGAUAUCAGACUUUGGACUCGCUAGGCUCUAUGAUGAGAAGAAGACUCAUGUCAGCACGGGGAUUGCGGGCACAUUUGGUUAUCUGGCUCCUGAGUAUGCAAUGAGACGUCAUUUGACUGAAAAGGUUGAUGUUUAUGCAUUCGGGGUGGUCGCAUUAGAGACUGUCGCUGGUCGAUCGAACACUAAUAACUCCAUCGAGGAAAGCAAGAUCUAUCUUUUAGAGUGGGCCUGGGACCUGUACGAAAAGGAGCAAGCACAAAGAAUCGUUGAUCCAAGACUUGAGGAUUUCAAUAAAGAUGAAGUUCUCAGAGUCAUUCAUGUUGCGCUCCUCUGCACACAGGGCUCACCAAAUCAGCGACCGCCAAUGUCGAGGGUCAUGGCAGUGCUCACUGGAGAUGCUGAGGUAGUUGAGAUGGUGACGAAACCGAGCUACAUCACUGAGUGGCAAUAUAGAGAUGGAAACAGCACCAACUCAGAAUCUACCACCUCAGAGUUCAGCAGGCAGAAGGAGAUCGACCCUCUCACCAUGUCGCCAACAAUCACCGGAUCUAGUCAUGAUGGAAGGUGAAUGCUGCAACCUGCAGGUGAUCUUGGUUUGAAAUGAUUGUAUGUAAAUGUAAGACGGAGCUAAUAGUGGAACUUAAUUAUUCUGAAGUAUGUAUGAUGAUAAAAGUAUUUACUCCUUGUAAUUUGUAACAGGUCAAAUAGAGUAGUAUCCUAGUAUAUAUCUUAGAAAUUAAUCAACGUAUUCGCAUGUUUAUGAGCACAUUCUGCAGCAAAAUAGUAAAAACUGUCCAUGAAAUUUGUUGGCUGGAGGACAACUUCAUGGGUUCAUAGGCA